AUGAAAGAUCGAUAUUAUUUGGCGAAAGCAAUCACAUUAGUUGAAUCAACACGUAAAGAUCAUAAAGUUGAAGCUCAACAAUUACUUUCUUUAAUUAUGGAUGCACAACAUGAGCGUGCCAAAGAAAUUGGGGAUUCCGCACCAACAUUCAGAAUAGGCCUAUCUGGUCCACCGGGCGUUGGGAAAUCAACUUUUAUUGAACGAUUUGGAAUGUAUAUUCUUUCUCAAGGACAUCGUGUGGCCGUUCUUGCUAUUGAUCCAUCUUCAUCGAAAACCGGUGGAUCAAUUUUGGGAGAUAAGACGAGAAUGCCUGAAUUAUCGUAUCAUGAUGAUGCUUAUAUUCGUCCUUCAGCAAGUCAUGGUACACUUGCUCGUAACACGAAUGAAGCUAUGAUCUUAUGUGAAGCCGCUGAGUAUGAUAUAUGUCUUAUAGAGACAAUUGGAGUUGGACAAUCAGAAACAAUAGUUGCAGAAAUGGUUGAUAUGUUUGUUUUGAUGGUCCCACCAGCAGGAGGGGAUGAGAUACAGGGCUUGAAAAAAGGUAUCGUUGAAAUUUCUGAUCUAAUAAUUGUCAACAAAGCGGAUGGCGAAUUCGCCAAUGCUGCUAGAGAGGCUGCGGCUGAAUAUACAAGUGCUUUGAAAUAUCUUCAUCCAAGCACAUCUGUUUGGAAUCCUCAGGUUUUAAGAGUAUCAGCUAAAGCAAACAGUGGGAUGGAUAAUGCAUGGAAACUCAUGCAAGAGUAUUAUCAUGUUAUGAAGCGCUCGGGUGAGCUAUCUAAAAAAAGAGGGGAACAAAGGAGAUUAUGGAUGUGGAGACAAAUAUCGUCAGAACUAUUAGACAGAUUAAAUUCUGAUAAAGAAAUUUGUGAACUUGUUGAUCAAUUAGAACAAAAGGUAUUUAAUGGUGAAAUGACAAGUGGAACUGCGGCCGAUCAUGUUGUAGAUAUUUUUACUCGUAAAUAUAGUGAUGCUAAAUAA
This is a messenger RNA of Funneliformis geosporum, 978 nucleotides long. NCBI's taxonomy places the organism in Eukaryota, Fungi, Glomeromycota, Glomeromycetes, Glomerales, Glomeraceae. The record is from the annotation of a GenBank genome assembly.